This is a messenger RNA of Cooperia oncophora, 462 nucleotides long. NCBI's taxonomy places the organism in Eukaryota, Metazoa, Nematoda, Chromadorea, Rhabditida, Trichostrongylidae. The record is from the annotation of a GenBank genome assembly.
AUGCUUUUUCAGCCCAGCAUCAAUGUGGUCUACUUAGUAUUGUUCAUCAUCAUUGGAGUUAUUCUGGUAACGAUCACGAUCGAUUUCGUAGCCGCAGAAGUCAUCGACCGUAUUCAUUACAUGGGACGUCAUGUGGGAAAAGCUCGAGAAAUCGCUGGGAAAAUGAUGCAGAUGGCGCAGUCACUCAACGUUAACAGAGGGAUUACCGGACUCACGACAGGAAUGGCACAGCUGCAAGCACUUGCUCGAUUCGGACUGCUGGGAAAAUUGGAUCGAGAGGUAAUCGAUCAAGGGCAAGAUGGUUGUGCAUUCGCUCCAUUUCUGGAAGACAUGGACUUCAUGGACAAUGUCUCGUACACGGCGGAUAUGAGAUCGCCCCGUCGACGCCCGCCAUCUCCACCAAACCUCUUCAUUCAUAGCAAUCCUCAUGUUUCAACUCAUCGUUCUAGAAAUAAGCCUUAG